This is a messenger RNA of Fusarium musae, 471 nucleotides long. RefSeq lists its product as uncharacterized. The transcript has a single exon. The record is from RefSeq and is a predicted model, not a curated record. The coding region runs from base 1 to 471 and encodes 156 amino acids. Gene Ontology annotation, molecular function: flavin adenine dinucleotide binding; flavin-dependent sulfhydryl oxidase activity. Lineage: Eukaryota; Fungi; Ascomycota; Sordariomycetes; Hypocreales; Nectriaceae. Gene Ontology annotation, cellular component: mitochondrion.
AUGGAGCCCUACAGUAUAUCGACUCAACUGACCCUUGCUCAGAUGCCGGAACUGUACUUCUUUGCUGCAUGGGCUUCCCAGACAAAGAGUACUCUCAAACAGGAUGCUGCAAAGGCCAAGGGUCCUCCGGCCGACUGCCCUCCAGAUGUCGAGGUGCUAGGCCGUAGUACAUGGACAUUGCUUCACUCUAUUGCCGCUCAGUAUCCGGAACAACCGUCAAGCGGCCAAAAAUCAGACCUUCUCAGCUUUGUCGGUCUGUUCUCUAAGCUAUAUCCUUGCUGGGUCUGCGCAGAAGAUUUCCAGGGUUAUCUAAAACGAGAAGCGCCACAGGUCAACAGCCGUGAUGAGUUCGGCAAGUGGCUGUGCGGCGCACACAACGACGUCAACCGCAAAUUGGGCAAGCCUGAGUUCGACUGUUCCAAGUGGGAGGAGCGGUGGCGGACAGGUUGGAAGGACGGAAGAUGCGAUUAA